Onthophagus taurus is the source of this 839-nucleotide messenger RNA. RefSeq names its product trafficking protein particle complex subunit 31 (gene Trs31). The record is from RefSeq and is a predicted model, not a curated record. Lineage: Eukaryota; Metazoa; Arthropoda; Insecta; Coleoptera; Scarabaeidae. Gene Ontology annotation, cellular component: TRAPPIII protein complex; TRAPPI protein complex; TRAPPII protein complex. Gene Ontology annotation, biological process: endoplasmic reticulum to Golgi vesicle-mediated transport.
UAGAAAUCUGUAAUUUUGGUUGAAUUCUCGACUAAAAACAUAUCUUGAAUCAUUAUUAAAUUGUAUCCUAUGGAUAAAUUAAAAUGAGAAUCCUUCGAUUCAGGUGAAAUUACAACAUAACCUAGAAAUUAAAAUCGUCAAUAACGUCACCUUCUUAACUAGAAAAAGAAAGAAGGAAAGAUGAGUUUAACAAACAGAAAUCGUUCGAGUAUUUUGGAUAAACCCCUAAGUAGAGGGAAAGGUGAAAUUUCACUUAGUUGUUUCGCCCUUUUAUUCUCAGAAGUAGUUCAAUAUUGUCAAAAUAAAUCACAUACAGUUCCGGAACUACAAACCAGAUUACACGAUUUAGGAAAAACCGUAGGAUCAAAAUUAAUCGAUUUAUAUUUCGUCCGUGAACGAAAUAGUAAACGAGAAAUAAAAUUGUUAAAUAUAUUAUUAUUUAUUAAAUCGACAUUUUGGAAGGCUUUAUUUGGUAGAGAAGCCGAUAAACUCGAACAUUCCAACGACGAUGAAAGCACUUAUUAUUUAAUGGAAAAAGAACCUUUAGUAAAUAGAUUUAUUUCAGUUCCAAGGGAUAAAGGAAGUUUAAAUUGUGCGGUUUUUAUCGCAGGAAUAAUUGAGGCUGUUUUAACAGGAACAGGAUUUCCAGCGAAAGUAUCGGCUCAUUGGCACAAAGGAACAACUUACAUGGUGAAAUUUGAAGAAUCAGUUAUAACCAGGGAUAAACAGUUAGAAGAGCGUUAAUAAAAGAUUUAAAUGUAAUCAAGAUAAUAUAUAAUUAGAUUUUGAAAGGAAAUAAAUCUUAUCGCAUUCAAAUUCUCAAAUAAGGAGAAAGUUAA